GCCCGCCCGGCCCUCCGCGGCCGCUCGGCACAGCACGGCACAGCCCGCGGUACAGCCCAGCCCAGCGCUGCCCGUCCUGCCCGUACAGGCUUCUCUCAGGCAUCAGGAAUGUCUUCUGAGGCCACUCCAUCUGCCUCGCAGAAGUCCCCCUCCUCUCCACCAUCACCCAGUUCUCUCCAUCUGCCUGAAAACCGCAGGACACGCGACCGCUCGCCGUCGCCCCUGAGAGGGUACCUGAUCCCCAGCCCGCUGCCCACGCGCCGCACCAGGACCUUCUCAGCAACUGUGAGAGCAUCAGAGGGCCCCGUCUACAAAGGUGUCUGCAAAUGCUUCUGUCGCUCCAAAGGCCAUGGCUUCAUUACCCCUGCAGAUGGAGGGCCUGACAUCUUUGUACACAUCUCUGACAUCGAAGGCGAGUAUGUCCCUGUGGCAGGCGAUGAGGUCACCUACAAGAUGUGCACCAUCCCUCCCAAGAAUGAGAAGCUGCAGGCUGUGGAGGUGGUGAUCACCCACCUGGCUCCUGGCACCAAGCACGAGACCUGGUCUGGGCAUGUCAUCAGCUCCUGAGGCCUCCUGUGGUCACUGCUCACCGACUGUCUGCAGGGGACCUGUGCUGAGAAUAUUGUGUGUAUUGUGCAGGAGGAAAUGCUGCAUUGUCAAUAGAGCAGAAGGAGGCCAAAAUUACCAUUUUUACAGCUGGCCUGAAACAAAAACAAAAAAGAGGCAAUUAAGCAAUUCAAAUGCUAAUGAAAAAAAAUCUAAUGUGUUUACAAAAGCCCUGUUUUAAAGAGACCUAGUUUGUGUGUUGGUGGAGAAAGAGAGGUUUGGUUUUUCUUUUGUCUUGCAAACUGAUUCUGAGAAUUGCCCAGGGGAAUCAGGGAGAGGUUUGAAGGAGAGCUCUCCCAGCAGAGGCACAGCUCCCAGGCCCUGCAGGUAUGUCAGCAUUGUGUUCCCUCCAGCUGCCCUUCUGGCAGGGCUGGACUACACUUAUUGUUUUUAACAGUGCCUGAAUGCCUUGGCUUCAGACAGAGAGGUGUUCACUGCUGCCAUUUGUUUUCCUCCUGGAAAGGAGUUCACCAACAGCAGUGGAAACCCUCCAUCCAGGGGCUUAGCUGGGUGCUGUCAGCUGCUCCCUUUGCAAAUGGCAUGUCUGCAUCUGUGUGCAACGGUGUGGUUUGAAAGCCUGGAUUGCUUGGGAAUUUCUUUAGGUGCCUUGGUGGUCGAUUAGCAAGAUCUUUUAAUAGGCCAGUAUUAAACAAAACCCAACCAAGAUUUAAACAACUUGCUUCAAGGUAAGUGGUAGAAAGCUGCAGAGUAGUGGGUACUUCAUAGCCUCUGUAUCUGAAUUUAAACAAAGCUGAAGAUGAUCUUGAUUGCACACAGUUGAAUGUCUGCCCUGGUAUUCCACUGAGCAGGUAGAACAAUUGUUCUGAAAAGCAAGUUUCAUGCUGGUCAGAGGACUGUGCAUACAGUGCUAUGGGAGCUGCUUCACAGGCCCAGCUGCCUCUGGGGAGGGAAUUCUGCAGCCGUUUCCUUGAAAAACUGACUGGGUGGGAUGUGAUAUGGUCACCCUUGCCCUGACUCUUCACUGCCUAAAAGAUUUCAUGUAGUUGUAGUGCAACUGAGUUAGUUCUGUUCCUAUUUGCCUUCCACAUAUAUACUUUUUUCAGAUGAAGCAUUUUUCUCUAUUAUGUUCCUAACAGUGGAUUUCUAUUGACUUUGCAAAUAAAAACCAGAAAUAAACAAGGUGGCAUGCUACUGUUCUGUUAGUGUUACCUGUGUGGAACAGUGGCCUGCUUGUGGCUUUAACAGUAGGUGCUCACUGGCAUUAAAUGUCUUUAAGGCUCUUGCACAGCAGAUGCUCUGUUCCAAGGUUUAACCUGAGGAGAGCACAGCUGUACAGAGGCAGGAGCUGCUGCCAUGGCUUCUUUCACCAUAGCUGUACCUCUGGUACCCUACAGUGCACCAUAAUACCAGCCCCUGCUGGGCUUUGGAUUGGUUUUUAUUAAGACUUAGUAGUGGUGGAUUGAUGGAACUGGCUUGUUGGAACAUCACACCAAUUCCUGGACAAUAA
Molecule: messenger RNA, 2074 nt
Organism: Colius striatus (speckled mousebird)
Lineage: Eukaryota; Metazoa; Chordata; Aves; Coliiformes; Coliidae
Gene: CARHSP1
Product: calcium regulated heat stable protein 1
Exons: 4
Coding region: 109-567 (152 amino acids)
Biological process (GO): regulation of mRNA stability
Cellular component (GO): cytoplasm
Molecular function (GO): mRNA 3'-UTR binding
Source: RefSeq, a predicted model, not a curated record